AUGGUUAAAUCUGCCGGUACGAAGUUUGAGAAAAAGUAUUAUGAUCCCGGACACGAGGCCGGUUACGCCGGUGCUCGAAAUCUCCUCCGUGUCAAUACUCGAGGCAAAUCUUUAACCGACAAAGAAAAGAAUCGCAUCUACGAGUGGCUGAGCAACCAGGAUACGUACACACUUCAUCAUCCGAUAUGCAAAAAAUUUUCAAGAUUGCACUAUAACGUCACCAACAUUGACGACGUUUGGGAGGCAGAAUUGUGUCAAUUAACCGCGCUCAAAGAAGCGAAUGACGGAUUCUGUUACAUACUCGUCGUCAUAGAUGUUCUCAGUAAAUUUGUAUGGGCCGAACCCUUACGCGAUAAAUCAGCUCAGACAGUCGCUACAGCCAUUGAAAAAAUUCUCAAACGAGCCGGUAAUCGUGUGCCUCAGUGUUUACAAUCGGACAAGGGAAAAGAGUUUACAGGUAGCGCUGUUCAAAAAAUUCUCAAAAAAUACGACAUUUCUUUUCGCACCGCCCGAAAUCCGGGUAUCAAAGCGGCCGUAGUUAAACGCAAAAUUGUCGACGCAUACAACAACACGAUUCACACGUCUACAAAUAUGAGGCCUGCUGCGGUUAAUCUCUACAAUGCGCACAAAGCCCGCAGCAACGUAGAGCAGCAGUGCCACGCUCGUGAAAAGAAGCACCCGAUACAGCCUAAAUACCGUGUCAACUACUACGUGCGCAUCAGUUGA
Messenger RNA from Nasonia vitripennis (jewel wasp), 726 nucleotides. RefSeq lists its product as uncharacterized. Bases 1 to 726 code for a protein of 241 amino acids. Gene Ontology annotation, biological process: DNA integration. NCBI's taxonomy places the organism in Eukaryota, Metazoa, Arthropoda, Insecta, Hymenoptera, Pteromalidae. The transcript is spliced from 2 exons. Gene Ontology annotation, molecular function: nucleic acid binding. The record is from RefSeq and is a predicted model, not a curated record.